CAGUGUCCCGGAGCAUGCGUAGUCGCGUUGCCGACCGAACCUCUUUGCGCGUGCGUCAAGAUGGCGGCCCCCAUAUUGAGUACGCUGCUGAGGCGCCUUUCUAUCGUUUCGCCCUUCAGAGGUACCUUCGGAGUUCAGGUUACCCACAAAAAUCUCUGUACCAAAGCGCCCCCUGAGGAAGAUACGCCUCAGGUUCCCAUUUCCCCUUAUCAAGAUGAACCUUGGAAAUACCUGGAUUCAGAAGAAUACCAGAGCCGCUAUGGCUCUAAUCCAGUCUGGGCAGACUACCGACGCAACCACAAAGGCGGGCUACCUCAACAGAGGACCAGAAAGAUGUGUAUUAGAAGGAAUAAGAUUGCUGGGAACCCCUGCCCCAUCUGCCGGGAUCAUAAGCUGCAUGUGGACUUUAGGAAUGUGAAGCUCUUGGAACAGUUUGUCUGCGCUCACACUGGCAUCAUCUUCCAUGCUCCUUACACAGGAGUCUGUAUGAAGCAGCACAAGAAGUUGACUCAGGCCAUCCAGAAAGCCCGGGAUCAUGGUCUUCUCCAUUACCACAUUCCCCAUGUUGAACCCCGGGACCUUGACUUCAGUAACUCUCAUGGAGCUGUUAGUACCACUCCACCAGCACCCACCCUGGUUUCAGGUGACCCGUGGUACCCGUGGUACAGCUGGAAGCAGCCACCAGAGAAAGAGCUGUCCCGCCUUCGCCGGCAGUAUCAGGGCCAGCUCCGGGAAGAGAGUGGUCCCCCUCCUGAGUCAAUGCCACAGGUGCCCGUUGCAUCCCCAGCUGAAGCUUCCACAACUGAGCAGGCAGGCCCUCAGAGUGCCUAGUAGGCACUAUCAAGUGAGGGAAGAUAACGGGCUUAGAUGAUGCCUACGAAUUCCUUAAUGAGAAUCACUGAGUCCCGUUCUGUGACAUAUAGCAUGGCUGGGCCAGAGAAAGGCAAAGAUUGUUGGUGAAGUGGAUAAAUCCAUCUGCUGUGGAGGGAGGGCAGAAGGGUAGGAGCCCCCAGACCCUGUAUGUUGUAAAUAGUCUAAAUAAACAC
Sorex fumeus (smoky shrew) is the source of this 1046-nucleotide messenger RNA. It is a transcript of the gene MRPS18B, whose product is annotated as mitochondrial ribosomal protein S18B. Gene Ontology annotation, biological process: mitochondrial translation. Gene Ontology annotation, cellular component: mitochondrion; ribosome. Gene Ontology annotation, molecular function: structural constituent of ribosome. The record is from RefSeq and is a predicted model, not a curated record. Bases 61 to 831 code for a protein of 256 amino acids. Lineage: Eukaryota; Metazoa; Chordata; Mammalia; Eulipotyphla; Soricidae. The transcript is spliced from 7 exons.